AUGAGACCUACACUGGGAAGACUCGCUGCACAAGCAGCUAAGGAAAGCCAUGUCUUGAAUAAGGGUGCAAAGCGGGAUCCUGAACUCUACGUUCUUCUCGCUGUCAUGUCAGGAGCCUUUGGUCUGGCAGGAUUUUACUUCGGCCGCAAACCAACCUCCGCAACCUCCGAAACCAAGGUCAAUGUUGCAGCUGGCGGUAUGCCAUGGCAAACCGAGAGCUCAAAGGGUGAUUCGGCCCGCGAGCACUUCAAAUACCAAUACCACCCUGGAGGUGACCCAAAGAACCCUCCUAAGGAUGCCCCCAGUGCUCUCCACAGUGUCAUUGUUCCCAAUGUCAAUCUGCCAAAGGAACUACACGAGAAGUACAACAAGUGGGGAAAGGAUGGAUACUAG
This is a messenger RNA of Mollisia scopiformis, 393 nucleotides long. RefSeq lists its product as uncharacterized. The coding region runs from base 1 to 393 and encodes 130 amino acids. The record is from RefSeq and is a predicted model, not a curated record. The transcript has 5 exons. NCBI's taxonomy places the organism in Eukaryota, Fungi, Ascomycota, Leotiomycetes, Helotiales, Mollisiaceae.